Xenopus tropicalis (tropical clawed frog) is the source of this 2025-nucleotide messenger RNA. RefSeq names its product zinc finger protein 71 (gene znf71). Gene Ontology annotation, cellular component: nucleus. Gene Ontology annotation, molecular function: DNA binding. The record is from RefSeq and is a predicted model, not a curated record. Bases 77 to 1861 code for a protein of 594 amino acids. Lineage: Eukaryota; Metazoa; Chordata; Amphibia; Anura; Pipidae. Gene Ontology annotation, biological process: regulation of DNA-templated transcription; regulation of gene expression. The transcript is spliced from 5 exons.
GGGAAUGUAGCCCGAAGCGACUGCACAUGCGCAGUACGGACAAGUCUGACCUACCGGAGGGGUUGCGGCAGGGAACAUGGAUCAGCCAAUAAACUCAUUCGACCAGGUGACAUUUGAGGAUGUGGCAGUUUAUUUCUCGGAGCGGGAGUGGGCGUCGCUCUUGGAUGCGCAGAAGGAUCUCUAUAAAUCUGUAAUGAGGGAUAAUUAUGAAGCGGUCACUUCUCUGGGUUUCCCAGUUGUGAGGCCCAAGGCCUGGGGCAGAAUGUGCCAGGGGGUGACAGUAAAGCUGGAGGGCACGGAGCAGAUGGAUAUUGGGGAUAGUGCUCAGAACAUGAAGGACGUAAUGAAGUGCUUGAAUAAGUGCCUGUCUCCUCUGCCAAUCAGCACUGAGCCCGGCAGCCGCUGCACGACUUGGGCAGCUCCAGAUCCAAUGGACCAAUUGGUGGGGAAUGUCAGUGUGAAGGAGGAAGAGUUUCAGGCAUUUGGGGCAUUAGGCUCGAUGCCCCCACAUGUGCCCAACCCUCAGUCCAGGUUAGACAGUGAUAGGCAGCGACAGAAUGGGAGUGCCCAGCACCAGGCUCCCCCCAGUGCCCCCGAUGCUGAGCGGCUGCACGCUCCCUUCCAGUGCACUAAGUGUCAAAGGACCUUCACCAACCCCUACGACCUGCAGAGCCACUCCAACGUGCACAUCCGGGAGAUCCGCUACACCUGCAGGGAUUGUGGGAGGGGCUUCUCCCGCUCGGACUUCUUUAAAGCUCACCGCCAUGUCCACACCGGAGAGAAGCCCUUCAAGUGCCCUGAGUGUAAGAAGAGCUUCAGCGCGGUCAGUAUCUUGAAGAAGCACCUGAGAAGCCAUCAGCCCAAGAUGAGCCGGCGGGCCAAGAAAAUGAAGCGGAAGAACAAACAGAAUGUUCCGGACGUCCUCGCCGACCCCGACUAUGAGAGGAGGCACCUGUGCACCGUGUGUCAGAAGACUUUCAGCAAGUCCUACAACCUGAAGGUCCAUGAGAGGAUUCACACAGGGGAGAAGCCAUAUAAAUGCCCCAAGUGCGACAAGUGUUUCUCGCAGAAUGCCCGGCUGAGGGUCCACCGAACCACCCACGCGGAAUGGGCCCACGAGGCGGUGUGGCUGCGGAAGCGCAAGCCCAGUGCCCCCGCGGAGAAGCUGCAUGUAUGUAAUGUGUGUGAGAAGGGCUUCAGCAAGUCCUACAGCCUGAAGGUCCAUCUGAGGACCCACACGGGGGAGAAGCCCUACAGCUGCCCGGAGUGCCACAAGAGCUUCUCCAAGAACAACCUGCUGACCGUGCACAAACGCAUCCACAGCGGCGAGCGGCCCUACCAGUGCUCCGAGUGCCUGAAGAGCUUCAGCGUCAUCUCCCACCUACGGGUGCACCGACGCACCCACACCGGUGAGCGGCCCUACAAGUGCACCGAGUGCGUCAAGAGCUUCAGCGACUACUCCUCCAUGGUGCGCCACCAGCGGAUCCAUUCCGGCGCCAAGCCCUACCAGUGCAACAUUUGCGGCAAGCCCUUCCGGGAGAAGUCCCACCUGACGGUGCACCAGCGGACCCACACCGGCGAGCGCCCCUAUAAGUGCGGCGAGUGCCACAAGACUUUCAGCGACUGCUCCUCGUACGUCGAGCACCGCAGGCACCACACGGGGGCCCGGCCUUACCAGUGCGAGCUGUGCCACAAGAGCUUCACAAAGGCCUACACCCUGAAAAUCCAUCAGCGCGUGCACACCGGCGAGCGCCCCUAUAAGUGCCCCCUGUGCCCCCGCAGCUUCAGCAUCAACUACCACCUCAAGGUGCACGAGAAAACCCACGCGGACAAUCAGCCCGAGACCCUGAGUAGGAAGUGAGGGACCCCUGUGCCUGGGGAGCUGUAGGGGUGGUAUAGCUAGGUGGGCGGAGCUAGCAGCUCCUGGGCCUAUUGGGUAGCACAUGACCCCCCCCAGGCUAUAAAGUACCCUUCGCUCUAUAAUAAACAUAUUUCUAUUUAUGAAAUAAAAACUCAGAAAACAAA